UCUGUCAGCGUUCCCAGUUGAGUGGAACUUGGCCACUGAACCCUUGCUGUGUCAAAGUCCUAUAAGUCUUUUCUGGUGAGUGGAUUUUGGUUCCUCUGUUCACAGUCAAGAGAUCUGAUUCAUGUAUGAAGACUUGAGGUGAGGACCAUGUUCCUGUUCCCGUCACUCCUUCUCCUGGGUGUGGUAACAGCAUCUUAUGCAGAGUCUAUAAUAGAAGGUGCUCAAAGUGCCUGCCCCGUGAUUGCCUGCAGUUCUCCAGGUCUGAAUGGCUUACCAGGCAAAGAUGGACGUGAUGGUACCAAGGGUGAGAAGGGAGAACCAGGUCAAGGGCUCAGAGGCUUGCAGGGCCCUCCUGGAAAAGUAGGACCUGCAGGAUCCCCAGGGAUUCCUGGGUCAAAAGGAGAAGAGGGACCAAAAGGAGCUGUGGGGCCAAAAGGAGACCCUGGAGAGCGUGUUGAAUCUGACACCAGAGAAAUUGAUGCAAAAAUCUCAGCUCUGGAAUCAGAGCUGAGAAGCCUUAAGAGGUGGAUGCUCUUUUUUAGGAGUGAACAAGUCGGAAAGAAGUUCUUUGUGAGCAGUGGUCGAAAGACAAACUUUGAUGAAGCGAAGACUCUGUGCUCCCUAAUACAGGCCUCCGUGGCCACUCCCAGGAAUGCUGAGGAAAACAGGGUCCUCCAGAGCAUGACUAAAGACAUCACUUACCUGGGCAUAACAGAUAAGAGGAUUGAAGGCCAGUUUGAGGAUUUGAGAGGAAUGAUAGUGCACUACACUAACUGGGCUGCUGGUGAGCCCAAUAACAUGGACUUUAAGGAACACUGUGUGGUGCUCUUGUUGGAUGGCAUGUGGAAUGAUAUCCCCUGCUCUGACACCUUUUUAGCAGUCUGUGAAUUGUCUCAGUGAGGGGGCUUUCCUUCUCAGUCCUCCUGGAUCUUUUACUGGCCUCCAUAAGUCCACAAUUUGUUCUGAAAUAUAAAAUAUAAACUAUUAAACAUUAACUGCCCAAUUAAACUAGAACCCUUUUUCUGGAAUAGUAUUUUCUUGUGAAGGUGCAAAAAUAAAACGAGCGUGGCCUUUUCAUUUAUGAUGAA
This is a messenger RNA of Myodes glareolus (Bank vole), 1088 nucleotides long. RefSeq names its product mannose binding lectin 2 (gene Mbl2). The record is from RefSeq and is a predicted model, not a curated record. Gene Ontology annotation, cellular component: multivesicular body. Lineage: Eukaryota; Metazoa; Chordata; Mammalia; Rodentia; Cricetidae.